Messenger RNA from Hippocampus zosterae (dwarf seahorse), 3009 nucleotides. RefSeq names its product phospholipase D family, member 5 (gene pld5). The transcript is spliced from 10 exons. Gene Ontology annotation, molecular function: catalytic activity. The coding region runs from base 768 to 2168 and encodes 466 amino acids. NCBI's taxonomy places the organism in Eukaryota, Metazoa, Chordata, Actinopteri, Syngnathiformes, Syngnathidae. The record is from RefSeq and is a predicted model, not a curated record.
ACAACAGGUCAUUUGCUCUCAUUCUGUCUGUCUUGCAACGGGCAUUCUCAUCCUGUACAAGUGUGGUUGAUUGACAGAAAUCACUAGUAUGCAUUUAAUCCUGCUGCGUUGCUUCCUCCAAGUUGUACAAUUUCAUUUAAGCCUGUCUCAGCGAGGGACAGGAAUCUAGCAAUUUGUAGCCUCAUUUGCGUAGCGUAAAUCCUGAUUGGGUGUUUACUGGCGGGAAGGACAGUCAGUCAGUCAGCACACAGCACAGAGUGGAGGAGAAAGACAGUUGAGGUUUCUUGUGCAGAUUUGAUUUGAGGGGGCAAGACCCCUUCUUGCACCCGCGUAAAGCCGGCCGUGGUUUCUGCAGCCUUCCUGUCAGUUGUAUGCCAAUUUAGGUUGUAUCACGGUGUCGGAACAAGAUUAAAAAGGGAGGCAUGGAGGAAGGAAUCAGCUUUGCAUUGGUGGGUUGCUCUGUUUCCAUCUCUCUCACAGUUGAGUCAGCAUGGAGCUGCAUACUUGCUCAUUCUGUACUGCUCACACACACACACACAUACACACACACACACACACACACACACACACACUUCAAGCUGCAAAUAAGAGCAGGACGUGAGGUGCACACACAGACAAACACACAGACAUCGCCUCAGGACGUCGGUGCAACAUAUGCAUGAGGAAAUGUGAAAGUAUGAAAAUGGAGCAGAGCUAACUGAGAGACCCAAACGAACUGAUGAAGCAGAUGGUCUGAUGUGACAGAAGUUUGAAGAAGUGCAGCACUCAUGGCAGGACCAACCGGACAAGAACCCAUAAAGACUCAGCAGAAGUGCAUUGCCAUCUUUGCACUGCUAUGCUGCUUUGCUGUGCUAUUGGUGCUUAUCUUCUCCUCCGUGGAUAUUUGGGGGGACAGCGAGGAUGGCAUCACAGAGGAGAAUUGUCGCACUGACUGUCGCAUUGUCCUGAUGGAGACAAUCCCCGAGGAUCUUCAACAACACCUGAAUGCCAGACCGAAUUUGCCGCUAUUUGUUGGCUUCCAUACCCUCCUGGACCAAGCUAAGCAUUCAAUCCAGAUAGUGUCACCGGUCUGGAACUUGAGGCCCUCGGAAAAAGAACCCAUUCAGAGCACAGGACGACAGGGUCAUCUAUUAUUCCAGAGAUUGCUGAACUUGAAAUCCCGCGGGGUCAAACUCAAGAUUGUCAGCAAUCUGACAAACUCUGCAGAACAGAAGAUUUUGGCAACACACAAUGCAGAGAUUCAUUUGGUUAACAUGACAGCUUUUACCCGUGGAGGACUCCAUUCCUCAUUCUGGAUCGUAGAUCGGACACACUUUUAUGUUGGCAGUGCUGACAUGGACUGGAGGUCCUUCUCCAAGAGAAAGGAGCUGGGCCUGAUGGUGUAUAACUGCAGUUGUCUGGCUCUGGACCUCCACAGAGUGUUUUCUUUUUACUGGCAGCUCCAUGACAGGGACUACAUCCCCUCAAUCUGGUCCAGGAGAGUUACAGCGCUCUAUGGCAGACACCAGGCCCUGCAGCUGGAGCUCAACAAUACCCCCGCAGUUGCAUAUGUGUCUACCUCCCCUGAUCUCUUCUGUGCUAAAGAGCGCACCAGAGAUGUAGACGCCAUCAAUCACGUCAUGCAGAGUGCGAAGACAUUCAUCUUCAUUUCUGUGAUGGACUACCUGCCUCUGGUCAGCAGGCGCCUCAGAGGAGCCUCGGUCACAAGGUACUGGUCACCGCUUGAUGAGAUGAUCAGAGAGGCUGUGGUUCUGAGAGGGAUCAAAGUUCGCCUGCUCAUAAGCUUCUGGAAGAACACUCACCCGCUCACCUUUAACUUCGUAACUUCCCUCAAGUCGCUGUGCAUGCAGCCGUACAACUGCUCUCUAGAGGUGAGAUUUUUCAGUCACAAGCCGCAAAAGGAUGACAUUCAACAUGGACUCAAUCAUAACAAGUACAUGCUGACUGAAAACGCUCUUUAUAUUGGGGACCAUAACUGGGUGGGAGAUGAAUUUUCCAAUAAUGGAGGCGUUGGGCUUGUGGUCCAGAUGAAAAAUGACGAAGGGAAGAUCAUGGAACAAGUGAAAGCUGCUUUUGAAAGAGACUGGACUUCACCUUAUUCUAAAAAUCUCCUGGGAAACAAAGAUCGAUACAACAAAUACAAACACUUCCACCAAGUGGAGACAUAGGAGGAGGACAAGUGGAAUGAACCUGAACCUAUAUUUCAAUAUACCGACUACAUUUCUGUAAUUUUUAUUUAAUCUUGUAUUUAAUGUGAACAUGCUGCACUCUGCACUACUGUGAUAAACGGCUUAUGCAGUAAUUAGAUUUUUCAGUACCCAAAUGAAUUAAGCUACAUCUAUAUGUAACAACAUACAUUAGCUGACUACAUCUUAAGGUGAUUAUAUUGGUUGGUCAUUAUAAUGCUGCAUGAAGUAUGUUAUUAUAUAAUGUAUAUUUAAUCCAUUAAGCAACCCAUGUUCAACUUCUAUCCGACUAAAAGUAGCAAUAUGCUGUAUACUUUAUCUGUAUCUUGCAAACGCCACACGGAAAAACUGGGGGCAAGACUCAAAUCCAGAACUUUGGAACUGUGAGGCAAAUGUGCUCACCACUAGUACACAGUUUUUUCGAGGGUUAGGCGGCUGCACAUUUUAUUAAUAAAAUUAAACAUGACCUGCAUCAAAACAUUAUGAAAACAUCCAGACUUCAAAGAUAACCCACACAAAAUUGACUGUCUGUUUGUUUAUUUAUUGAACAUAUAAAACACACAAUACAACAAUAAAUUGACAAAAGUGAAGGCAAGCAAACAUUGUAAAAAGGAAAAGAGAAAAACAGUCAUCAUGACAAUUCUAUGUUCAAAGGAGUAGGAAGAAGUAAGAAACUUAUCUCGUCCUACCCCUUGUUAUGUAGCAACAUAUGAUUUAAAUACAAAAAUAAAGGAAAAAUCAACAUAUCAUCAAAUGUUUUUAUCCUUAUGUGUACUGUACUUAUCUAUACACCUCUCGGUUAGUUUAUUCAUCCUCACUCUUG